Messenger RNA from Plutella xylostella (diamondback moth), 3693 nucleotides. RefSeq names its product aftiphilin (gene Afti). NCBI's taxonomy places the organism in Eukaryota, Metazoa, Arthropoda, Insecta, Lepidoptera, Plutellidae. Gene Ontology annotation, cellular component: trans-Golgi network membrane; AP-1 adaptor complex. Gene Ontology annotation, biological process: intracellular transport. The record is from RefSeq and is a predicted model, not a curated record. Gene Ontology annotation, molecular function: clathrin binding.
UCUGUGUUUUAUUGACAGUUGAUACCGUUUAAUUAAUCUGUGUUUUUUGUCCUUGUUCUUCCUCGUAGCCAGAAAAAUAACAGCUGUCCUCAAUUUAAUAAAAUUAUAUAGUUCUUUCAUUUCAAUUCAGUUUAAGUUUAAAUAAUAUUACCAAGUGCAGCCUUGUGACUUUUAUCCACGAAUGUAGAUACCUACAACUAUUAUUCUCUGGAAAGAUAGAGAGACUUCUCCUGGUAGAGAAUGUCGAUUCCACCACUUGUUUGCAGCACUCCACCACCUCCAGACCAGUGCGAGGACGACAAAGACACAGAGGAUUAUGAUUUACGCUAUAACUAUUCACAAGAUGAAGAUGAUGAUGACAGCAGUGAAUACUACGGAAACUUCUCUUCCUUUAGUUUUAAAAAUAAUCCAGAAGAAAAUAUUGAACUACCUAAAGUGAUACCCAAGGAUGUAGAAAUAAGUAGUGUAUCACCAGAAUGUGACUUUGUAGGAAAUUCUAAUAACUCUACUAAAACAGCAGAGAUUCAUGAAAUUUUUCAAUCUGUGGAUCUUCCAAAACAUAAUGAUUUUCAAUUAGAAUCUCCAAAAGUGGAAAACAAUGUUGAAGUAACUAAUCACUGUGAUAAUCUAAAAGCUACAGAAGACUCUAAAGAUGACCAUUUUCAAGAAGCUUUGGAUUCUGUCCAGGAAGAUAGUACUUCCGACAAUGAUAAAUCACUAAACAAAGAAGAAGUUGUUGAAGAAUAUAGUCAUACAAGUACUUCAAAUCAUGUAGAUGAUGAAUGUACAGAAGCAGGUCUUCAUAAUUUACAAGAUCCUUCUGAUGAUCAAAUUAAUUAUAAUGAAGAAAGUCCUGAAAAAGAACAUGAAGAAGUCACUGCCACUAGCAUAGUCAAUGAUACUAACAUAGAUGAUAUUGGAAUUGAAGAUCUAGAUUUAAAAUUUGACCAAGUAUCCAUUGACAGUGGAAAAAUUACUCAAGAAGAUGAUGUUGAAGAGCCUGUCUGUGAAGUAAAAGAUAAUAUAGUAUUUAAUGAUGAUCCAUGGGGCAAUGAAGAAGACAAUAGUGAAUUCCAAGCAACAUUUGAUGAUUUUGAGAUGAAAACAACUGAGCCAAAAACUGAACCUGUAGAAAAUAAUAUUAAUUCAGAAGCAGUUGCCGAUGAUGAUGACUUUGGAGACUUUGAUGAUUUCCAAUCAGUGGAGGUUAAACCCAAUGAAGCUGUACAGGCACCUGAAAAUCCACCAUCAACCAGUUUCCAAUCUAUUGAAAUCCAUAAUGAAGCAGUAGAGAAAGUGCUUAGUUCUAUAUUUGAACAUGAUAUUGAAGGUACAGAGGAUGAAAUUGUGAGAACAUUAGAUUCUUCUCUCGGAGAGACUUGGAGACAAUUAAAGGAGAUUGAAGUCAGACAACCCUACAUGAUCAAUUGGAAUAGCUCAUUUGGUCAAAAGACACUUCUGAAGGCACUGUGUAUAGAUUCCAGAAACAUUCUCUUUGGACCAAAGUGGCAGCAUAAUAUGCCUAAAUAUGCUGCAAAUUUGACUGCUGCACCAUUGCAACCUCAGAAACCUGUCACAUCUAAUCUGUCUACUGAUGCCCUGGCUGCGGACCGAGUCACCAGCAAACCCGACACUUGGGAAGAUCCAUUUAGUUCACAUGGGAAAGAAUUCUCCUAUGCUGAAGCCCUCCUCCUUGACCUAGAGCACCUAAUGGCGACUCUCGACCAAAUGGCCCAUAACCAAUCCUCCCUCAAGAUAUCUGAUCUACUGUCUCAUGCUUGCAACACCGAAACCAGUACAAGCAGCUCCCCGCCGCGACCGAGCAACCUGGACGUGUUCGACACGACAACCAGCACGGCCGAGCAGAUAUACCCCUCGUCCAUCAACGUGCAGCAACUGCGGCAGAUCAGCCUCCCCGACACACACAUCUUCACCCCCACUGACUCCGAGGUACCUCGUUCCACCACCAUACAUUACGACACUGCCACUGGAGUGUCGCAACCAGAGGAGGAACAUUCAGAAGAUGAAUACUCCGACUUUCAAGACUUCCAAGCUACAACGUCAAUUAGUAAGCCUGAAGCUGGCACUAGCACUCAACAGAUACAGGAACCAGUUGUCGCACCGGUGAAGCCAGUUGUUGAAAACAAUCAAUAUGCGAUAAAUUUACUUCAACCUAUAAAACUGGAGCCGACGACGCCGACCCUCAACUGGCCCGACCCGGGCGAGGUCAAAACCACCUUCGAUGAUUUCUCAGACUUUGUGUCGAGUGCCCCGUGGCCCUCAGAGCAACCUGACUCUAUGAAGUCAAUCACAACUGAAGUAACCCCCAGUACUGAGAAUGCUAACUUCACUGCAGCGUUUAGUGAUAUUCCUGAUGAAAUAACCGCCAGUGAACCGUUACCGGCUGCAUCGACUGCUCAGCCAGCACUUCCCACAAACGAUGAUAUCGACGACGAUGAUGACUUCACCACAUUCCAUUCAGCCAUUCCAUCAGUCACUAGUGUCUCAAAAGACGUGGAUGGGCCGAGCCCAACGUCGAUACAAAAAGUUGCAAACGAACCUAGUCUUGAUUUCACUUAUCCUCUGGACUUCAAUGUAGACUUUUCGAGCUUCGAAAGCAGCGUAUUCAAAACUAGUGACAUAUCAGACACAAAGGCGGCAGUUAUUCCAGAGCCAUUGGCUACAAAUAAAAAUUACAUUCCUAAUAGUUUUAGUGUAAAUGCUAAAGUAGAAAGUCAUAAUGCGGCGGACACGUCGCCCGCGCUGCCGGCCGGCGGCCGCGUGCUGCUGCCCACGCCCGCGCCCCCCGCGCACUCUGCGCACCUCGCGGCCCCCGCGCCGCCCGCUGCCGCCGGGCAGAUCCUGCAACCACUAUCUCUAGAGGGAUUCUCGCAAAUCAACUGGCCUAACCCAGGAUCGCUAGACUUGCAGGACUUGUCUAGAUUCAAUCCUGUGGAGACGCUGCCGUCCCUGAAGGGGGAGAUAAACGGGGGCAUGAGUAAGAACUCGUCGCCGGCGCACAGUCAGAAGAGCCGCGCUUCGGAUGACGACUGGGGAGAUUUCGUGUCGAGCCGCCCGCGCGCGGCGCCCCGACGCCCGGCGGCGGCGGCGGCGGCGGCGGCGGAUGAUGACGAGUGGACGGACUUCGUGAGCAGCCCCGGCCCCGCCGCACACAACGGAGUCAACACCAUCAGCUUCAACGUGCACACCAACCUUAACGUCCACAAGAACACCACCAAAUACAAAAUAGACAACAAAUUACCCGUCGACUUGCCCAGCCUCAACUACGUCACGCCAAAGGCGAACCAACACAGGAGUUACAGCGACCGACAUUUCCAAAACUUAUAACAAGACAACAACGGCUGUGUUUUUGUCACUACUUAAUGUAACUAUGUACUUAAUUAAUUAGUUUAUUUAUUGUACGAUAGGAUGGUGGCGGUGCAAUAGAGUUAAUAUAUUUAUCAAUUAAUUAAGAAUUCCAUAUUUUAGCGAAAUACCACAUGAGUAUCACAUUCUAUGACGUAUAGUUACUAGAGAGUAACAUCAAUUAUUUUAAAAACUGUUUUAUCAAAAUUCAAUCGAUAAACCAAUGAAUUGUAGCAAUAAUUAAUAUAGAAUUACAUUUAUAAAUUUGUAUUUGUGUAAAUAAGUAUCCUUGUGUAUAUAGUGUCUCAGAAGUAAAUAAUAAUAUGU